UAAGUCUGGAGCAGUACACACCUAUAAAUUAUCUGCAUGUACUUGUGUCUAAAUUGUUCUCUGGGAUUUAAGCAGCAAUUUCCAGCCAUUUUCAUCAUCAGCGACCUGGCAGCUUUUUCUGCCUGAUUUGUUAUUGAUUGCUGGUGUUUAACAAAUUCCCUGGAUUUGGAUGACACACGGGAAUAACUACAUUACCAAUGUCUGGCCGUCGUGUACCGGUGUCAUGUGAGCAUUCCAUAUUAAAUUUGCAGAUAGAUCUACAGGCAUCAGUUGUAACCACCAGACAGCAUCACCCUAUCCAUGGGUGACUCCACCACAGCGGUCCCAUCGUCCAACACGAUGGGCGGUGAGUACGAUUAUCUCAUCAAGUUCCUAGCGCUGGGCGACUCCGGAGUCGGCAAGACCAGCUUCCUCUAUCAGUACACCGACGGCACAUUCAACUCCAAAUUCAUCUCAACGGUGGGAAUCGACUUCAGGGAAAAGCGGGUGAUGCACAGACCCAAGGGUGUAGCAGACAACAUGAGCAGAGGGCAACGAGUCCACCUACAAUUAUGGGACACAGCCGGCCAAGAAAGGUUUCGUAGUCUAACGACAGCGUUCUUCCGUGACGCCAUGGGUUUCCUUCUCCUCUUUGAUCUGACUAAUGAGCAGUCCUUUAUCAACAUCCGUAACUGGAUGACGCAGCUACAGAUGCACGCCUACUGCGAGAACCCGGACAUUGUCCUGUGCGGCAACAAGUCCGACCUGGAAGAGAACAGAGCCAUCUCAGACGAGAGGGCCAAAGAAAUGGCGGAAAAGUACGGGUUGCCUUACUUUGAGACAAGCGCUAAGACGGGGAACAACAUCAGUAAAGCCAUCGAGUGCCUGCUAGACAACGUCAUGCUGCGCAUGGAACGCAGCGUGGACAAGAGCCAGUUUCCCGGAGCGGUGGUCGCCCACGGCAACGGCCGCGGAUUGCCCAUGGAAGUGGACGAGGCCGGAGAAGGUAGAGGUGGCUGUGCAUGUUAGUCCCAGUCCCGGACAAAGAAAGAAAAAGUUUGGUAGGACCACUUUGUGGAUAAGAAGGUCUUUCCUUUUGCUCGGUUUUUCCCGUUUCAGUGCAUCAGGUACUUGUUGAUGCCUGAUGGUUAGUCUGGGUUUUCCACCCACUAAUUUGAAUCCCACUUGGAUUAAGAUUCAGUGGUGAAGGUGUUGGACUAAAGUUCUGAAGGAAACGCUAGUUCUCUGGCAAAACAAUUCCAGCAUUCUGAAUGUCGUUGAAGUAAAUCCCAAUUCGUCCUAAAACUCUCACAAAACCCUUGGAAUUUAUUUAACUACUGGUGUUGUGUAGUUAAAUUUAAAAGAGAAAAACCUGGGUGCCUAGGAGCGCACUUGACCAAGGUUGGAGCCGACUAUAGCACCUUCGCUUUGGCUGUAAAAGGGUAAUUUAUUUGCUAAAUGUAGAAAGAGGAAAGGGUUUUAUAAAAAUAAUAUACAUAUUUCUGAAAAGUUUGGCUUUGUCUUUUAUUAGACAUCAGGUGUGCUUUCAGUUUAUACCACCGAGAAAAAAAACUCUUAGCAGGAAGAAACUGUCACACUUUGACUUUGCAGUGAAGAACCGUUUUUAAAAUACAAGAAAACGGGCCAAAAAGGUCUCUGUCGCCGUCUGUUGUUUGGAACGUUCAGUUUUUGGGGGAAUUUGAGGUGAACUUAUCAAUUCCUGUCAAUGUCUUUAGAACCGGAACAUUGCAGCACAACUUGUUAGCUGUACAAUGUAAUGGUUGUAGUAAAAUUGUGGCAUUGAGAUUCUGUGUCUAGCAAUACAACACAUGCAGUCAUUACAACAUAGGCUUGCUACGUUAUGUUAUGUGGUUACCAAUUGAGUUUGUGGGCUUAUGUAAAGUGCAUACGUGUUUAAAAUAUAUGACUAAAGCCAAAAUAGGGUGAAAUACAUGUAAGGUACAUGUGCGUGCAUGAAGAUGGUUGGGCCAACGUUGCGGAGAGCUGCGUAAAUGCCUCAGUGGAAAAUCCCCACAAAAAAGUUGGAAGUAAACAUUUAUGUUAAAAGUAACUCAAAAGCCCAAUUACGUAUCGUAUAGACAGGUAACUGUACAUGGGAUUCAUUGAUGGGGGAUUUUUUUUGAGAUGGAAAUAUGUUUGAAACAGACUCUGGUGAGGUACUGUACGCUACAGUAACAUUCCGGACAGAAGGAUGUCAUUAUUUGUUUAUUUUCACAUUCCCUACUUUGUUGUGUUACAGUUAAUUUAUAGUGUGGGUAAGGUGGGUAGAGGUUUGUAGAGUAGAGAGGGCCAAUAUAUGCCUUAUAUUGCCUGACUAGAAGUAACAAAUGCACGAGUAUGAGACUUGGGCGAUGUAAAAAAUAAAGGAGUAUUUUUUAAGGACAAAAGGAAAUCGACGAUUGUUGAAAAUCACUGUUUUAUAAGUUUACCUUGCAAUGUGUCAGUGUGAAGCAUUUGAAUUUAAUUGCUCAUAGACUGGUUGACUAGAGAUCAACUGAAAUUUUUCUUGUUAUGUAUCAUGUGAUGUAGUGUUCCAUAUUUUGCACUCGCAAAAAAAAAAAGCAGCAAAAAACAACAUUUAAUACAGUUGCUGAAGAUUUAAGUCAAUGUUAAAGCAACUUAGUCGUGAACAUUUGCUUCGAAAAAUCGUUGGGUUUCACUUUCAUUAUUCAACUCGGAUAUUUUCUUUCAUAAAAAUAAGAAACAGUAGCAACAAAUUUGUUCUCAACUCCAAUAAUUUUGUGUCACAGAAAUCACAAAGUAUAAUUUAAACUUCUCACUUCCAUUCAUUCAUCUCAUUAUUUAUGAAGUUAAUCUUGAAUAAGGCAGUAUUUUUUUUAUAUUGAUUGAUUGUACAGGGCACAUACAUGUAGGUUCAUUUUCGCCACUUGUUUGAAACAGAGAAUACAUGCACCGUAAAUAUGACAAACCAAAGUUACAUGUAAGCUACAUUUGUAUGAAGGAAAAAAGCAGCUUUACUGGUUUUUGAACAAUCUCUCGGAGUCUUGAACAUUUUUAUUAGUAUUUAAAAAAAAAGUACUGUUUUUGUCAACAUACAUGUAUUGAUGAUCGUAUACAUGUGACUGACCAUUGUUGCAGCAUAUCUGCAGCAUUAUAUUGAAAUAUCAGUGUAGUAUUUAGGCUUCAUUUGCACGCCAUAGCUAUUGGACCGAUGUGCUCAGUGAAAAUGCACCUUACUCCAUUAUCUCCUCCUCAAUCCAGUCGAUCACGUUUAGUACACUAGGGCGGCAAACGCUAGACUUGUUCAGUCCAACAAUAGUCUGAAGUACGUUGCAACUCAUGCUUGCCAAUAGGUGGACUACUCUGCAAUCUGAAUGUGGAAUAAUUUUCAUCUCAGAACACACAAAAAGACAGGGAAAUGGGGAAAAAUGAUAAUGGUGUCAGAAUCAGAACUCUCUUGUUUACAAAAAAAAAUAUCAAAUUUUGUAUUCAAAUAUUUCAUUCAUUGAUUUAAAAAAUAAAUAAAAUUUUGUAUUUAGGAAAAAUUCUUUGUUUGCCAUGUGGGUCUUUCCAUAUAUUAUUUUUAACAUAAUGGGUAUUUAAAUGUAUAAUUUUCUAUUGGAAAAAAAUUAACUAUCUUAUGAUCUGAUAUACAUGUAUAUUUAUAACCAAUUUUGCAUUCUUUCACAAAUGUCCAAACUAUGUAAAAGUGAUUUGAAUCUUGUAUUCAUAUUAUAUAACAGUUAUAAUUUAAGAAGGCACAUGGCACAUAUAUGUCUUGAUAAGUACUAACAUGGUCAACUAGUGUGUUUUAAAAAGAUUAUAAAUGCACUUGUAUAUUUCUGGGAGGCUAAUUUCAGUGACAAUUUCAAGUUUGACAUAAUUUGGUUACCGACCCUAAAUGAUAGAAUUUAAUUGACAAUCACCAAAGUCCGAUACCACACAUCGGAUUACUUUAGAAUAUCAAAAAUGCACAACAUGCCCAGUUUAGCCGGUCAGUGCCGGCGGCCCAGCUACUACACAUAAAGUUGCUCAACUCAAGGUUCAGAAUGACUAUCUCGUUACACGAUCAACUCUCACAGCUCUACUCGCUAACAUGAAGGUGCAGUGAUAUCCUUUCAUGUUUUUGUGUGUACUCUUAAAAUAUUUCCCUACUUUGGGAGGGGUAAACUGUCUCUCUGUCGAUGUUUAUGGUGUAAAUCGAUGAGGACACACAUGUAAGCAUCAUCGAGUAAAACUGAGGACAGGAGUCAAAUCAAGGACGAUUAGAAAACGUUUACAAAAUCCACGGGAGCUGUUGCAAAACAAAUUAUAGUGUAAACAAAAGAUCGAUGAUGAGGAACAAUAGAAUUAAAUCCUUGACUUACACCAUAAACAAACUUGCUGGUUUGUAUGUAUGUGUUUGUUGGGAGGGGGGACAUUUCCCUGAAUCCUCCCCUCGCCCAUGCCCAUGCUCUCGUUUGAAGAAUUGUGCGAGCAGACUUCUCCAUUCUCGUUAAAAUUGCUUAAUUAACACUUCACAAUAUUCAAAUAGGGUCAUUUUACACUGGGAUAUAUUUUUGUUUCUAUUUAAUAACAUGUAAUAAGUAUAUGUGUUUCAAUUUCUCGUAAGAUUCCCCUUCAUCCAAAUAAAGCUAUAUAUAAUUAUAUUAUUUAUGGAAUUUCCAUAUUCACCUUGCCAGUACAGGGUUUUCUGUCAGUGUAUUCAAAUCAAAUUUGUUUAAAAACAGGAGGAAUAUUGAAACUAUUAUUGAUAUUUUGGAAAAGUGUUUUUUUGGGGAAAGAACAAUUAAGUAUAAAAGAAAUCUUAAACUAAACAAUUCACCUCAGUUUGAGCCAGUACUGAUGAGUUUCUCGUUAAUAAUUUUCUCUUUAUUGUCUUCAGAAUCCCACAAGAGGUGUGGGAUUUUGGUGGACUAUUAUGCUUAAUUUGUUGCCAGUGUGUAACAAUGAGUAUGCCUUGCUGUAAUGUUGCAUUGUUACUGUAGCCAGUAUAACUACAUUUUUGCCUGAGGUUGUCAAAGUACUUUUAUUGCACUAGAUGGAAAAAGAUUCGUUUAAAAUCUUUAAACGGUUUAUUUGAUUGAUUUUUAUAAAGCAAAGAAUCGACCUUGCAGCUUAUGUUGUAAUUUAAAGUGAGGUAUGUAAUUCAGAGAAGUUAUCAUCAGAUGUUUUAAAACUUUACCAAUUUACAGGUAAUGACAAAGUGUUAUUGCAGUUUACCAACUUGAAUUGCAGUUUCCGAAAUAUAAUGCUCUGCUCUCACAAAAUGAGAUGUAAGCCACCAAUAUGCUAUUAAAUCAUUCUAAAGAUACAUCUCCAAAUUAUCUACUUUAAGAACACUGAACGCCAGAUAUCUUAAAGAUUUCAUCAACCUAAGUAUCUAUCGACAUCAACAUUUCUGUAUUUAAUAACACAGCUUUUCCUGAAAUAUUCAGAUCAUUGAGAUCUCUUGACUAUAAAUGUCAACUCAUUAUGUGAGAGCACGUCACAUAGUCCAACACAAGCUAAAAUUAUUCCAACAAGUCUUUUUACAUAUGCAUAUGUAAAAAACUAUUCAUAUAUAAUGAAGAGGAGUUGGUAGUAUAGGAGGAACAUUUAGUACCUUGAAUGGGUGUGGGGUUCAGAAUAGUGAGGAGGGUAGCGGUAAAGUGUUGAAUGGCAAGGCAGUAUCAGAGCACAGGACCAAAACACAUGACCAAGGCCUAUAUUAAGACUGAGGCCUAACAGUUCGACAUAUUUUUGUUGAAAUUUUAAUGGAGCUUCUAAGCAAAAACCAACAAUUUUAGUUGAAAUUGUAAAUGCUCAGUAAAAUAUUAGCAGACAUCCAGUCACAAGCAAUAUGAAUCACGUGAAUUAUUAGCUGGUAACCUUAUUUUGCUGAUUAAUACUUUUUCCCAACUUAGAAAAUCUGUUAGCUUAUCCCAGCUCGGUCCUUGGAUAAUGUCUGGCUUGUUCAUGUGUAAUGAUAAAUUUGUUAAUGAAAGUACAGUGUUCAAGUAAUACACGUCGGUUAUUUAAGAUAAAAGAACGCCUGUGUUAUGCAACUGUUAGCUUUGUGCCGAUAUGUAGUGCAGUAUGAAAUACACAACAAAGCAGGAUUUAUUUUUCAAACUUAUUUAAGAGUUAUUUUUGUGAAUAUAUUGGCUACUGUAAAAAAAAAAAUGGCAAAAGAAAAAAGCCAAAAAUGAAUUGUAUUAAUUUUCAGCCUUGUAAUAUGCAUGCAUGUGUAAUUAACCAUAUGUAAAUAUUGUAAUUCUAAAUUAUAAAAUAGUACUGAGGAAACAAAACAGUAACGAAACUCGUCAACGACAAAAUCUCACCCUUCAACGUUGAAAUUGUAAUAAAGGCACUUCCGUAGGACUGAAA
Patiria miniata (bat star) is the source of this 6330-nucleotide messenger RNA. It is a transcript of the gene rab27a, whose product is annotated as ras-related protein Rab-27A-like. Lineage: Eukaryota; Metazoa; Echinodermata; Asteroidea; Valvatida; Asterinidae. Gene Ontology annotation, biological process: melanosome transport; positive regulation of exocytosis. Bases 301 to 1008 code for a protein of 235 amino acids. The record is from RefSeq and is a predicted model, not a curated record. Gene Ontology annotation, molecular function: GTPase activity; GTP binding. Gene Ontology annotation, cellular component: secretory granule; melanosome. The transcript has 5 exons.